UAUUUUGCUUGUCUCUCCAUUUGUUCCAUUGGUUGUAGCUGCGCGAUCCCUCCGAGGUAUGCUACAAGUGUUUCGGUGUGUCAAGGCCCGAUACACAGGCAACAAGGACAGAGGCUAUCCCUUCCCUUCAGGACAAUGUAGCAAAAUCUCCAGAGGUUUAGUCUGCCCAACUGCCUACAUCAACCAUGCCCCAACUGCCAUUACCUGCCUACUCCAACCCAUUGUUGACUGAUCAGACGGAGCUAAUUAACCAUAUCCGAACCCAUUAUCCUAAGCUGGAAAGGAGUAAAAUGGCUGAUAUUCUUAAGAGGUUCAAUGCACGGUACCUCAAUCUCACUGUGACCUACAAGAAGGGUGUCUCUGACCUCAUUAUCUCCCUAGCUGAUUUCAUUCUAAACUACAUUUCAAAGGAAUGUGGGGGACUUGACGCCCCCACGCCUUCCCCGACGUGCGUUGCUAGUGGUGGUGAACCAAUAAACGGUCAAGAGUCUUGACUCAAUGCUGUGCAUAAUAUCUAUUUUUCUACCACCAUGAAUAAUACCAUUACCCACUGUAGGGCCGAGGUCUUCAUGCACAAAAAAUGGAACUGGACAACAACUCGACCAAUCAGAUACCGAAGCUGAGAGUGCUGCUACGCCUCUUCACAAGCAUUCACGUUCACUGGAUGUUAUGCCUAACACAUGGACCUCUAGUCCAUCUUCAUAUGGAAUCAAGAAGCAACGCAACUGCAUGAGUGCUGGAAACUUCGACUAGUCGUUUUGUUCCUACCCCGCAUAAAGAGACUACUGAACUACCAUAUACUCCGCGUCGUUUGCUAAAACAAGAUUGCACGGUUGCUGUUGUCAAUCAGAUGUGCAGUGCAGAUGAGGUCGAGGAUCCUGACGGCAAAAUUCUUUUUGGACAACGUUCAUCUGAACCAAUAUGCAAGAAAAAAUUGAUGCUUGGGGAACAGGCUAGGUCACCAUGGAACAUGGGGUGCAUGCAUCCGGAUAAUGGCUGUGUUGUCCCUCAAAAGUUAGCUUCUUGGGUGUAUGCUGCUGCUGACGUAUAUCUCAAGCGGAACUGGGUUAUUCACCACUCACCCAAGUACAUACAACUUUCUAGUGAGGCCUUUAGGUCUCAGUUGGUAGGCUCGAACCCUAUGGGUUUUGAGUUGUGUGACAUACUCAUCCGCCGCUUUACCCAGCUCGAUGCAGACAUGCGCGCUAAUUCUUGGAAAUGUCGCUGGAGGCAUUUCUUUGAAUCUGAUUUCUAUUCUUUUGCGUUAGCUGGGUACGACCUGCUGAAUGUCCUCUCUGUUAGGGAGCAAUUCAUUGGAGCAAAUGUUCCCUACAACCUAUCUGCUUGCCGGAUGAUAAGUGCUAUGCUGGUCCCUGCAUGUAUCAAUCAAGUGUGGUGUUGUUUCUCCUUUGACAUGUGGAACAAAGUCAUAUAUGUGCUUGACCCCUGUGGCCCGAAUCCUCACACUGCUUUGAAGAGGCAUGCUGCACAAAGGAUUCUCGAUGCUUUGUGCAAAUGCAUAUCCGCGUUCUUUGAUAACUGGCAACCUGACCCCAAUGCAUGGCAGGUGCAUUUCCCAGUUCUCAACAUUGAGUCCUGCAAUGUUGUGCACUGUGGUGUCUGCAUGCUACAUUGUGCCCGGAAUUUCAAAGGCGAUGCUUUGGCAAUGCCAUUGAAAUUGGGUCAAAUCCCUUCCUUGCGGAAUGCCCUUCUCUGUGAAGCGCUGACUAUUUCUGGGAACAAUGUCGCCAUUCCACUUCCCCUUAAAACUAUCAUUGCCAACUCUGUGUACUAGGUGUUCUUGCUCAACUAUGCAAUCUAAUGGACGACCUGUACACGUUUACAUUUUGGUUGUGUCAAUUUUCAACGAUACAAUUCUUUUAGUGACGCUGAUGCUUUUUGUUUUCCCGAUUUACUGUUGCACCCUGCGUUUGUUCUUCGCAAUGUCGCACCACAGCCGCAACAUCCAAAUUGGCUUUUCUGUAAACGUACUGUAAGGAUUCACAUUUUGUGCCAACCUUUCUGCUGGCCUGACAUGCUGUAUUUUUUCUGUUAUAUAUACGCUACUUUUGACUUU
Phragmites australis (common reed) is the source of this 2077-nucleotide messenger RNA. RefSeq lists its product as uncharacterized. The record is from RefSeq and is a predicted model, not a curated record. NCBI's taxonomy places the organism in Eukaryota, Viridiplantae, Streptophyta, Magnoliopsida, Poales, Poaceae. The transcript is spliced from 9 exons. The coding region runs from base 851 to 1795 and encodes 314 amino acids.